AUGAUACUCCAGUCAGCAGGAAUGACUCUUCGUAAGUGGUGUGCAAAUAGUCCGCAGCUAAUCGAUGGCAUACCAAACACAAAUGACGAAACUCAUGUCGUGCUUGAGUUGAAAGACAAUGAUACAACCAAAACACUUGGACUAGUAUGGAACCCAAGAGCUCAAGGUAGUGCGCAAGGUGAUAAGGAUCAUCCAUGCAACAAAUUUGAAUUACAUGGGUUUUGUGACGCCUCCAUGAACGCAUAUGGAGCUUGCAUUUAUGUAAGACAAUUACAACAGCAUUAUGAAAGAGCUUUAAUGACCGCCGUAAAAAGUAUUUUUCCUGAAAGUAAACUUUGUGGUUGCUGGUUCCACUUCUGUCAAUCCGUUAUCCGAUACUGCCGAAGGAGUUUAAAUAGUGUAUUCCACUUAUUCCAAAAUAACCCUGAAGCUAAUAGAGUUCUGCGUAUGGUUUUAGCAUUGCCACAUCUUCCUACAGAAAUACAUCCGGAAUGUCGUUUUACUAUGAGUGAUGGGUUUCAUGCUAUAAUUGAAUAUGUAAACCAGUAUGACCAUAUUUCGGAACGCCUUCAUAAUUUUUUAAUUGGUUACAUUCAACGUUUUUGGUUUGAUCAAAUAGGUUCAGCAAGCAUUACUGUUUUUGGGUCAUACAUUCAAACCUACAACUAUUUGGAAUCGUUUCAUAGAACCUUACUAUGCCAAAUAGGAAGACACCUCAAUAUUUAG
This is a messenger RNA of Macrosiphum euphorbiae (potato aphid), 726 nucleotides long. The record is from the annotation of a GenBank genome assembly. Lineage: Eukaryota; Metazoa; Arthropoda; Insecta; Hemiptera; Aphididae.